AUGGAAGACAAUCGAGAGUCCAGUCACGAUUCAGUGGAGAUUCUCGAACAACAACCAGCGAAACGCAGGAGGAUAGCCCUGGCAUGCGGCUCCUGCCGAGAUCGCAAAACACGCUGCGACGGCCAGAAGCCCGUAUGCGGACCUUGCACAAAGCGCGGCAAUGCCGAUAGUGAAUGUGCGUAUGCGGUCCUGGCUGGCAGUGCGAAACGACAGAGCGAACAGGAAUAUAUUUCUUGCCUGCAGCAAGAAAUACGGGAUCUUAGACAAGCGCUUACGAGUCGUCAGAACCGUGAAAGCGCUCCUCUGGUACCUCAGAUUCGCACAACUGCCUUUUCAGUAAGUCCAGGGCGUGCACCAGCUCCUACCUCGACACUGCCACAAUCGUUACAAAGUGCCCACCAAUAUGACCCUCGUCGGAUUCCCGCGCCUCAGGAUGGCUCAACGUAUCCAGACCCAUCAUCGAUCUUGCCAUACAGUGUUCAGGGCGACGCCUCACCGCUGCCUGUUCUAUCGAACCCGCAAUCAUCCACGCAUCCCGUCGCGGACGUGAAUCCUCGGUCGGAUGUUGGGUCAAAACGACAAACAACGUCCUCAAGGCACGGAGUGAGCCCAAGAGUAGAGUCGGCUGCCCAAAAUACAGAGAUGACUCCCGUGAACGCCAUGGGUGCAGCAACCUCCAUUUGGUCGUCAUCGUCUCGUAAUAGGGAGUUUUUUGGCCAGUCAUCUAUCGUAUCUCUACUAGAACAAGUAGCACAUCCUGUUCUACAAGCAAGCUCUUACGCUGCUGAGUCGACUUCGGCUAGGAGUGACAUACCGGCACCGCGACGAGGUCUUGGUGACAGAGCUAAUGAACCCACGCUUCGUUUCGAUGGUCGAGAGGGCUCGUUGAGUGGUCUGCUCGGAGCACAAUACUCGUUGCCCCCUCGAGAUGUUGCAGACGAACUAUUCAAUAAUUACUAUGCCAACGUCCAUAUAUUUUACCCUUGGACGCAUCCAGCCCGUGUGCGUAAGACUUAUGAAAGUAUCUGGGCAUUACAGGACAAUCAACCUCAAGAACCAGCGGAAAGCUUCGAAGUUGGCCUGGGAAGUCCUUGCCCACAGCGCAUAUUCUUCUUGGCGCUGAAUGCCAUGUUUGCACUAGGAUUGCAAUUCUCACGGUUUGACGCUGCAGAGAAGGAGGAUGCAUCCAAAAUGUUCUACAGACGAAUGGAGGAACUUGUCAACAUGGAGCUUGUCGGCGGUAACAGCUUGGCACACGUGCAAGCGUUUUUGCUUGUUGGCCAAUACCUAUUGUGUACACAAUAUCCAUCACGCUGCUGGAAUGUGUCGGGCCUUGCCUGCCGGAUGGCCAUGGGCCUUGGGCUACAGACCAAGACAUAUCCGGAGGGUCUUCUGCCCAUCGAAGUCGAAAUCAGGCGGCGUGUGUGGUACGGCUGCGCCCAGAUGGACAUGUUUAUAAGUAUGAUGCUAGGCCGCAAGCCUUCUACAAGUAUGAACCUUGAGGUUCCAUUACCCACUCCUGUGGACGAUGAGGUGCUGGAGAGAGUUGGCAGCCCUAAUUCUCACACCAAGGAUGACCCAUCUAUCAAUGCUUUCAUGGUAGAAAAUAUUAGACUCACACGAAUUCUCGGCAAUAUACUAGAUGUCCUAUACGAAACCACACCAAAGGACCCAAACCGCCACUUACCUUUGCGGUUGCAAGGCAGUGACCUGAAUUGCGAAGACUUUAAUGCAAUUGCCUCGUUGGACGGUCAAUUAAACAGAUUUACCAAAGAGCUUCCUGCCUUUCUCCAACAAAAUGAGUUCGAACCUAUGCAAUCGAGGGACAGAAGACUCGUUCGCCAAACUGAAGUCCUACAUGCGCGGUAUGUGGUCUUCCCUAACACCCGGCACCGAUGA
This is a messenger RNA of Pestalotiopsis fici W106-1, 1899 nucleotides long. RefSeq lists its product as uncharacterized. Gene Ontology annotation, biological process: positive regulation of transcription from RNA polymerase II promoter by galactose; DNA-templated transcription. NCBI's taxonomy places the organism in Eukaryota, Fungi, Ascomycota, Sordariomycetes, Amphisphaeriales, Sporocadaceae. The record is from RefSeq and is a predicted model, not a curated record. Gene Ontology annotation, molecular function: DNA-binding transcription factor activity, RNA polymerase II-specific; zinc ion binding; RNA polymerase II cis-regulatory region sequence-specific DNA binding. The transcript is spliced from 3 exons. Gene Ontology annotation, cellular component: nucleus. The coding region runs from base 1 to 1899 and encodes 632 amino acids.